Molecule: messenger RNA, 975 nt
Organism: Phasianus colchicus (ring-necked pheasant)
Lineage: Eukaryota; Metazoa; Chordata; Aves; Galliformes; Phasianidae
Gene: CLN6
Product: CLN6 transmembrane ER protein
Biological process (GO): lysosome organization
Cellular component (GO): membrane; endoplasmic reticulum
Source: RefSeq, a predicted model, not a curated record
AUGCAGGGCUCGGCGCGGCGGCGGCCGUUCCCGGCGGCGGCUCCGGGCUCCCCGCAGCCCUCCGGGCCGCUCUACGCGGGCAGGCAUGGGGCAGCAAAGAACGAGGACACCUCCAAGACCUCCCCGUUCCACCUCGACCUCUGGUUCUACUUCACACUGCAGAACUGGGUGCUGGACUUCGGCCGUCCCAUCGCCAUGAUAAUCCUGCCGCUGGAGUGGUUUCCCCUGAACAAACCGAGUGCUGGAGAUUAUUUCCACAUGGCUUACAAUGUUAUAACACCGUUUCUUCUGCUAAAGCUCAUCGAGCGCUCCCCAAAGACGCUGCCACGGUCCAUGGUGUACGUCAGCAUCAUCACAUUCGUGAUGGGCGCCAGCAUCCACCUGGUGGGCGACUCCGUCAACCACCGCCUGAUCUUCAGUGGCUACCAGCACCACCUGUCCGUCAGGGAGAACCCCAUCAUCAGGAACCUGAAGCCAGAGACGCUGAUUGAUUCCUUUGAGCUGCUGUAUUACUACGAUGAGUAUUUGGGUCACUCGAUGUGGUACAUCCCCUUCUUCCUGAUCCUCUUCAUAUACUUCACUGGCUGCUUCACACCCGACGAGGAUGAGAGCAGGAUGCCAAUGUCUGCACUGCUGCUGACGGGGCCGAGCAGCCUCUAUUACUGGUACCUCGUGACCGAAGGGCAGAUCUUCAUCCUCUACAUCUUCACUUUCUUCGCCAUGAUGGCUUUGGUGAUGCACCAGAAGCGCAAAGGGCUGGUGUUGGACAGCAACGGGCUCUUCCUCUUCUACUCGUUCAUCAUCACCUUGGUUCUGAUUGCUGUGUGGGUGGCGUGGCUGUGGAACGACAAAACCCUCAGGAAGAAAUACCCCGGGGUGAUUUACAUCCCCGAGCCGUGGGCUUUUUACACCCUGCACAUGAGCAACCUCCACGCGGCGAAGGAGAGUUUAUAGGUUUUGAUAUUUCAGAGAGAA